CAGGCUUCUGCAAGGCUGAAAGGCAGAACAGCCUCAGUCCAAAGACUGAGAUAAACCAUUUGGGACGAAUUAAUGGGAGAGACUUCUUGCUUUCUGCCAUUUAGAACUGCAAUUCUGCCUGCAUCUACUGAUUAAAAAGAUAACUCGGCAAGCAUGCUCGUUCUUCUCAAUUCAGCCCCAGGGAUGGAGUGGGGACCUUUACAGAGCAGUUGUGAUUCCUAGAACUAAGAGUUUGACCUGCUCCUUUGAUCCUCAUAAAGGCUCAGCUGUUAACAACCAUCAUGGCUGCUAUUGGUUUGGGAAACGUGUUUUAUAUUUCACUGAUCCAACAGGAGGGAAAACCGUUUUAUCCAUGCUGAAAGGAAGACCUGCCGGCUGCUAUCCCGAGACUGGAAGCUCACCUCCUGCCUGUCAGACCUGUCACUGUGUAACACAAGUUGCCAGAAUAGGUGAUGGAUGACCAGAUGGAGAGCUCUUGGACUCUAAUAAACAGCUUUUGUGAGGCACAACGUACCAACUAGUUGAAAACUUCCACUGUCUCCAGAAACGUGGGAAAGUCAACUGGACUAAUAUCCAGAGAACAUCUCUGGGAACAGCUCACUUAUUACAGAACUGGCUAUCUCAGCAACCCUUGGGAGAGAGUCUGUCAAUUGCUUCAGCAGACAUGGAUUUGAAUCAGCUGGAGGCUUUUCUUACUGCCCAAACCAAAAAACAAGGUGGCAUCACAUCAGAUCAAGCUGCAGUCAUUUCAAAGUUUUGGAAGAACCACCGAAUAAAGAUCCAUGAGAGCCUGAUCAGUCAAAGUCGUUGGGAUAAUGUCUUGAAAAACAUGAACUGGCGGGUGGAUCUGAAGUCACAGUCAAGACACACUGAUCAGAUAAACACUCCUGUUGCAAUAGUUGAAAUGGAACUGGGAAAAAAUGGGCAGGAAUCAGAAUUUCUCUGUCUGGAGUUUGAUGAGGCCAAAGUGAGCCAGAUGCUGAAGAAACUCUCGGAAAUAGAGGAGAGCAUGACUUUGUUGACGCAGACCACUUAACUCUUACAGCAAAUAGAUUGCAACUCAGAAAA
Athene cunicularia (burrowing owl) is the source of this 1068-nucleotide messenger RNA. It is a transcript of the gene COMMD1, whose product is annotated as copper metabolism domain containing 1. NCBI's taxonomy places the organism in Eukaryota, Metazoa, Chordata, Aves, Strigiformes, Strigidae. Gene Ontology annotation, biological process: positive regulation of protein ubiquitination; negative regulation of sodium ion transmembrane transport; copper ion homeostasis. The record is from RefSeq and is a predicted model, not a curated record. The transcript has 5 exons. The coding region runs from base 665 to 1036 and encodes 123 amino acids. Gene Ontology annotation, cellular component: endosome.